UAAAUCCUUCCACAAAGAAGAAGUCGGUGUUGGCGGAAAGUGGCGACGAGCACCUUGAGGGAAUUAGCGCUCGGUGGUGUGUUUGGUCUUUUUCUGCAUUAACUCGUUGAAUGAUUUAACUUCUACUGCGACCAGCUUGUAGGUAAAUAUCCACGGCGUUGUUGGGAAAGACGACAGAGCAGUAGCUUUUAAAAAGACAAUACCACAACCACGCUUGUCCGCCAAGAGACCAGUGAUCACGUUAGCUAGCCAGCCAGCUAGCUAGCUAGCCAUCCACUUCCACGCUAGCAGUCCCAUUGUGCGCUAACAUGUCUGGAGGAGGCAUUAUUCGCGGACCAGCGGGAAGCAACGACUGUCGCAUCUACGUGGGGAAUCUCCCUCCCGAUAUCCGCUCCAAGGACGUCGAAGACCUGUUCUACAAGUACGGGUCCAUUCGCGACAUUGAUCUUAAAAACCGACGAGGAGGACCGCCGUUUGCCUUCGUGCAGUUCGAGGACGCGAGGGAUGCAGAUGAUGCUGUUUUCGGGCGGGAUGGUUAUGACUACGAUGGAUACCGACUGCGUGUGGAGUUCCCCCGUAGUGGCAGAGGUGGCGCUGCAGGUCCCCCAAGAGGACGAUACGGACCCCCCUCUCGGCGAUCAGAGUACCGGGUCAUCGUGUCAGGUCUCCCCCCUAGCGGAAGCUGGCAGGACCUGAAGGACCACAUGCGAGAGGCGGGCGAUGUCUGUUACGCCGACGUCAACCGAGACGGCAGUGGCGUUGUUGAGUUUGUGCGCAAAGAGGACAUGACCUACGCUGUCCACAAGUUGGACAACAGCAAGUUCCGCUCCCACGAGGGCGAGACGGCGUACAUCCGCGUGAGGAUGGAUGGCCACCGCAGCCCCAGCUACGACCGCUCCCGCAGCCGGAGCCGAAGCAAGAGCCGAUCACGCAGCUUCUCACCUCGCCGCGGCCGGGCCUCGCCGCGCUACUCCCCACGGCGCUCCCGCACUCGCUCCCGUUCCCGCUCUCGUUCCCGCUCCCGCUCUCGUUCCCGUACCUAAAUGCGCCGCCUGGCACCCGUCACAUGGAGAAGCUCCGCCUCUGAGGAAAUCUGACACAUGGCCACAAACGAUCUCAUGUAUUUCCUGUUGACGCUACCUUUUCUGUGUUCCACCUUUGAUGCUCUGUUCCCCCCCCCCCCUCCCCUCCCCACUGUGUGCUGGGUAUCUUUUUUUUGUGUAACCAUUCCUUCUUUUUUUCGCCCCAAGCCAUCUCUUUCUUUCCUGCGCCUUGUGAUGCUGCCCGCUGUCCCUGCGCUAUGCUUUACUUUGACUUCUCCAAAGCAUAUGUUGCUGACCUUCUUGUGUGUCUCUCUGUAGAGUUCAGAGCAGCAGGAUAGGAUGGGAAGAGAGGAAACAGUUCAUAUUAGGAUAAGCAGGAGGAGAAGGAGGAGGAAACAAAUGUGGCACGCAAUGGUAUGAUGGUUGUGCCUUUACAAAAUGUCUGUUGUGAGGCUGUUCAAUGUUUUACACUUACAAUGGCGUACCGCAAUACUCCUUUCUCUUCGGAGACCCAAAGUUUCUGCAUUCAGUUUUUUUCUCUCUCUCUCUCUUUUUCCAGAGGGUGAUGUUUGUAGGUUUAAAUGAACACCCUCUUUAGCUGCAUAAAUUGUAGAUGUUUUUAAGUUCAUGCGAAGGUGUGAUUCUAACUUGCCUCCUUCUCUUUGGUUCUGCUGGUAUUCUUAAGGUUUGGACUGGGCUCAUUGUCACCCCCUACCCAUUCCGGAGCCGGAUCAGGAAUUAGGAUUUAGGCAUCAGGAUGGAUACAUGGAGCAGGAGCGUUGGAACAAUUUUUUUUUCUUCUUUUCUUUUUACCGGGAGAGACUCCCACGUCUAGCCCUGUGCUCAUAAACCGGAAUCUUUGUAGUAGAAAUUGAACUAAUUCGGCUUGACAAAAACAUUUAGCGUUACUUUUUCUAUGGAUCCUCACAUGCAUAACUAGUGGCAGUCUUGUGUUUUUGUUUUUUUUUUUAAUAUAAAUUCAUAUGGAAAGGAAGCGCUUGGAUGAGAACCAGGAAGGCUGGGAGGUGCAGGACGGAGCCAGACGGUAAAGGGAGGGAGGUGGAGGGAGGGUUGUAUCUUCUUAUAGCUGCUUUUUCCUAAAAAAAAAAAAAAAGACCUUUUUUUUUCUCUUACGUAGAGUCUCCAGUGUCAUAAGAG
This is a messenger RNA of Doryrhamphus excisus (bluestripe pipefish), 2201 nucleotides long. RefSeq names its product serine/arginine-rich splicing factor 1-like. Lineage: Eukaryota; Metazoa; Chordata; Actinopteri; Syngnathiformes; Syngnathidae. Gene Ontology annotation, cellular component: nucleus; cytoplasm. Gene Ontology annotation, molecular function: mRNA binding. The record is from RefSeq and is a predicted model, not a curated record.